GGGCUUCGGUUUCUUUCUUUUUUUUUUGCAUCAGUAACUUCCAUUGUGGUUUCCUUUUUUUUGGAUUCUUUUUUAUUUACAGCAGUGGCGGUUCUCGGCCACCACAGAAAGAAGUCUCAAAACAACUAAAAUAAGAGGGGCAGGGAGACCGUUUUUCAGCGGUUACUCUUUGGGGUAAGACAGAAAAUGCCAAAAAAAAAAAACUGUGAUAAGUCUUCUAAUAUAGAAAUAUAAACAAAGAAAUUUAAAUUUCUAAAGAAAUAUUAAAAACAUUCUCACAAGGAAGAACAUUCACGGCUCCUUGAAAAAAAAUGUUUUGUUUUUUUUUUUAGAAUUUUUUUUUGUUGUUGUUCCCUUUUUCCCCAUUUAUUAUUAUUAUUAUUAUUAGUUUUUUUUUUUUUUACUGCUCCCUCACUUAGGCAACUCCCCGAUCCGUGACGCCACUCUGGGGGCGGGGCCAUGUGCUUUUAUAGUUUAUUUGCACAAUACCUCACUUCCUCGACAGCUGCCAUUGCUGUGGUGUGUGUGUGAGGCAGGAGGGGAGGGAGAGACCGAGACAGAGGUGAAGAAUUAGAGAAUAAAGGGGGGGGAGGGAGUGACAGAAGGGCGGAACAGCUGAAGGGAGAAGAGAAAGAUAGCUGUCUCUGGAGGAGAGGAACCGUAAAGGAGAUUCGUAGCGGGAGGAAGCAGCAAGAUAAAGCAGCGGUUCUAUGGCUCAGUCGGCUUCCAACGGUGUGGACCAGGAUCUGGCCAGCAAGAGGCUCCACUCAAGGUAUGAUACAUCGAUAAACAUGGGGGGUCAGUCCGGUAGCGUGUCCUUGGAUGGCUGUCAGGAUACAGAGGAAAUAAGGAGGGUAAGGAGCGGCUGUAGGGACAGAAAGACGAGGAUAGAGGUUGCCAGCUCGGGGUUUUUUGCUUACCAAGGAGGAGUCAGGCAGGCGGAACUUGACCAUCACAGCUUUCACUGAUUUAAAAAUCUCAAGACCCAGCCACAGCUGCAGCCAGAGCCCGGUUCCAAGCCUCAUUCCUGGCUCGGGUCAUUGAGCUGCUGUGGCUGGAAGUACAGACUGAGAGGAGCCUCAUGAGAUGUGGACGUAGGGGGGGAGCGAGGCAAGCAGUGUUAAAGUGUGCAGGUCACACAUAGAUCUGGUCUAAACGAGCCUUAUAGGUGUAAAAUCUGACCAUACAUGGGCUGAAGAUCACAUGGAUCCAAUAUGGUACAGGGUGAUACCUUUGCAAAGCAGUGGCUGUCAAAGUAUCUGUGCUUUAACCCAGUUAUUUGAAUAUUAAGAGUACAUGUGAUAACCAUGUUCCCACACAUUUAACCCACUAUUUCAACACCAUGAAGGUCACAAAACUGUUCACACUUGUUUCAAUGGAAAUCCCUCUUAAGACUGAUCAGACGAUUCAGUUUUAACAUGAAAAAUAAAGACAAUUUUACACUAAAAGUCCAAUUGGUAGCACUGGAAUUAAUAGUCUACUCCUAUUUUAUUUUGGAUUGUCCUGAUAGUUUUUCUUCCUUCAUAUGAUUUUCUUCUUUAACUCAAUUUUUGCUCAAACCACAAAUUGUGUCCUCCAUAAUUACAUUGUGUAAAGUUUAGAGGUUAAAUAUCAGUCUGGUUUUUGUCAUACCUUUUAGAUUAUAAGGGAAGACUGUUUGAAAACUCUUAACACAAAAUCAAGGAAUAUCAAACAUGUAGGAACUUUUGAAAAUCACCAAUCUUAGAUAAAAAUGACAUCUCUUAUUUGUUUGUUUUCCAUCCCUAUCUGUUUAAAGACUAUUAGUUAAAGAAAAGCAGUCAUCAGGCGACUCAGUUUUAACAUGAAGAAUAAAGACAAUUUUACAUUAAAAGUCCUAUUGGUAGCACUGGAAUUAGUAGUCUACUCCUAUUUAAUCCGUAAUCUGUCAAACAGACAUCCAAAUAUUGAAAAGUAGCACUUCUAAAGUUGGUGUAAGGAAAAGGUAGUUGCAUGUGUGCUAAAAACAGCGUAAAAAUGAUCAACUUAAUCCCCACAUAUUGAAAUUAAAACACAAUUUUAAAUAACUGCACUAAGUCUUCGCUAAUCAUGAAAAACAACUAACUUCUUUUCAAUAGCAACAGGUUAGCAAAUACCCGACUGAGUUUUUCUGCUUUGUCACUGUCAGAGUCUGUGACAGUUUCCUCUUCAUGCACCCAUCCUUAAACGCUGCAGUAUCCCAAAACCAUGUCUCACUGAGAGUUUGCUUCUUUAUUCUCACAGCAGUAUCUUUAGUCUGUAGGAUAGUGUUAUCUGUUGUUUGUUGACUCUUGUUUCGUGCUAGACACUCAACACUACUUAUCAGAUUUUUGUAAAACUUGACAGAAUGACGUGUUUCUGUUUUAUAUUUUGACAUUUUGAAAAUUACUAAUCACAGCAACACUAGUUAUGUAAGAGUGCCCCCUCAUCUCUAUCAGUCAAGUCGAUUAAAAAAGCAGAUACCACACGCACGAUAAACAAGGAGAUUUAGGGCAACGACUCGUCCAGUAGCUGUGUGGUUGAAUUUUAUAAAGCUGGAGGUUCACCUAUGAAAUCGUUGUUAUAUUGUCUUCUGUAAAACAAGCGCUUACUGUUUGGUUUGUGUUCAUAAAAAAGAUCGUAUUGUGUGUUGGAGGUUAUUGAAGUCAGGGUCUGUGGCUGCAGAGAAUAUUAAUAACCGUUGAGUUGUGAAGCGACAUUCACGAGCCCUGCAAGGUUAUGUCCCAGACAAACACACAAAGAUAAAUACAUGAAAUGACUCACAGUGCUGAUUAUGAUCAUAUGGCCAGGUCUACCCUCUGUGAGUGUUUUCCCUCUAUUUAACAAACACCUAAUGUGAAUACAUGACCUUUCUACAAUGAGGGUUAGGGAACAUGAGUGUUUGUGUGUGUGUGUGAACACCCAUGACCCACAAAAAAGACAGCGAUAUGUAGGGUCUUUGUUAGCAAACAACCAUAAUGAAAGGCUGCUGUUUUCAGGCGUCCAGACAUCCAAACUCAUAAAUUUGAGGCCAUUGAGAGGUAGAAAAGGGGAAUAUAGUUAAAAAAAAACAAACAACUGUAAGAAAAUGAAUACAUAAAACUUCAGUGUUUAGUGCAGCAGGUAACAUUUCUCUUAUUUUUAACAUUAGUGUUUUCUUUUGGCCACAUAAUCUCCACAAGAGUCUCUAAACCAGUUGGUUUGGGUACACUCACCAUGGGUCUUCAUUUCUGAACAGUCUGGACUCUUAAUAAAUAUGAUAAUACAUAAAUUUUCAAAAUGAAUUAUGAUGAUCUUUUGAUCAAAUUUUGAAGACCUUUGAGACAUUUUCUGUUUUAUUCUACAUGGUUUCAGUACUCUUUGUGAUCUUAUUAAAACCUGACCCAACCUUAUGAUUUUGCCUAUGUAUGUUUAAGUGCUUAUUAGUGGUUGAUUUACUUCAAAGAGCCAGAGGUCUUUGGCUAAUUAUAAUCUCUUGAUUUUAAUUGGCCUAUUAGACAUACGCAAACAAUGCUAAAAAUACACUCUAGCUAAAGGCCUGGUUUUGGAGCUCUAUUUCUCAUCAUGUUGUAUUGAAAAUUGUGUGUUAUGGAAAUGGGUGUGUCGAAAAGAUCAUAAAGAGUAAAAGGAGAUCUAUUUUACUAAUUUUCAUAUUGGCGUCCAUGGAAACCUUCUUUCAACUUCUGCCUGAAAGGUGUUUUCUCAAGGUCUUUUCCAGUGAUAUAGACUUACAGACACAUUGUGCGUGUUACUUUUUACACAGCUUUGUAGUUAUGAAAUGACUUGGAAAUAAAGCCUUUCCAGAAAAUGUUUGAAGUUCGUCAUAGAUGCCCACUUAGCUCCUCAUUUCAGUAACACUUGAGACACACAUCCGGCUCACACUGGCCUUUGUUGACAAAGUAAUCAUCAGUGAAGUGGCGAACACAAAUAGAUGUUGUUGUCCUGAAAACAUUAAAACUUUCCAACAGUUUUCAAGUGCCUAUGAGAAAUCAGCUGUGACCUUUCAUCACAGCUAAAGGAACACUGGAGGGGAACUAUCUAAGAGAUACUGAAUUAAUUAAAGUGCAGGGCAAUGGACUUUCCAAACAAUGGGGAAUUGGAAAGGUUGGGUAUGUCAGGUCAGCUUAUCUUAAGAUAGAGUCCAAUUGGGAGAGCAGAGCCUGAUGUCAGGUUGAGGCCAAGUCCUGCAAAAGUAUCAAAACAAGCUUCAGGGAAUCCAGGAAAUGCGGCUUGGGAGUAUUCCAGCAUCUGUGUAUGUUAUUAUUUUGAAACUUUGCAGAGGUUUCGUAUGGACACCCUACAAUGUAGCAUUAUGUGUAUGUAUUAAAAUUUGGAUCAGCAUAUUAGAUCUCCUUUAAGUGAACACCCUGCAUCAUUGGUUUUUGGAAAACUUUGCAAUCUCCAACAUUCCAGUUUUAUGUAGAUAGUAGAUAAUGCAGAUAGCCGUUAAAGGGUUAAUAUUGCGAGAAAAGAGAGGGUUUUAAAAACAAUGAAAAAUAAAUGGAAGUAGUUUUCAUAAUUGUGGUUUUACAAAAGAAUCGGACAAAGGAGGGAAAAAAAGGACACAGCUCUGCUCUAACUGAAAGGGACAUGCACUGCAAGAGGAGAAAACAUUCCUAGAGAGUUUCUCUUUGGUUUCCCUGACAACUGGCCGUGGCACUCUGUAAUUAUGGCUAGAAUUACUACUCUGAGCACAGAGUUUGUUAGCUAAGCCAAGAAUAAUGGGGACAGUAAUGUAGAACUGUCAAUGUGGGAUAAGGAUACCUAAAUUAAGGAAGGGCCCCAGGUGAGGAAGUUCAUCAGUUUGUUAUAACAAACUAUCACUCCUGUUAUGUUUUUAUAAACUAUAUCUGAAGAAUUUGAAGAUAAUCCAGAUUUGAUACGAUGUUAAAGUCACUACAUACUUGAAUGUUUAAGUCUGAACAUCAACACUCUGAUCUGUGGUUUUAAAAAAUCAAACUCUGUCCUGUGGCUUUAACCUCAUUUUAGUCCAUAAAUUUUUGCUGUAUAUUACCAUGACAGAAAAACACAUUUUAAAAUUUUAGUGUCUGAGGAUUCAGGCAAAGCUGUCCCUGUAAAUCAUGUUUGUUUUCCACUGAAAGAGUAAACCUCAGAUAAGGGGAAUCUCAGCCAAGACACAAACCUCUCUGCGCCCCAGCUACUUGUCUCCUGAAGCCUGUCCAAUAUGUAGCUUGUUCUUUAUGACGCCAUGGUAACAACACUUUGGAGCUAUAUCUUUGACCACAGGCAGCUUUUUAUAACAGACCAAUUAAAGUGGCAAUCAGAGGAGAGAGUGGAGGACUUUUAGAUUUAUGUACUGCCUACAUCCAUUGUUCCGCCAACCACAUGCGUGACAAGAAUGAAAGCCGCAGUGUAGUUCAUCUGUUGACUAAGUGGGAAGGGUUUUCCUUUGUUUUCUAUUUGUUUUGCCACUCUUAAACUGUUCAUCCACAUCUUUUUAUCUUUGUUGUAGUUAGUUGUUAUUUAGCCCUCAUUCGCCCUCACCAUUCUUAGUUCACCGACUGAUCAAGAUGAGUGAUGGUAUGUCACGGGCCUUCACAACUUAGCAGCUUUUGUUAUUUAACCAUAUCGUCAGACUUUCUCAAGGCAACACCCUUUUUCCACAGUCUGCUAUAAAGGUUACAGUUUUACAAUUUGGCGGAGGUUUUCGAGAAGCCCCUGGACCAUCUGCAGCAGAAAUUCCCCUUUUAUUGUCUUUUUUUUAUCCUCUUCUCAUAACAGCAAGAGUUCAAACUUCUGAAGUUCACUUUCUAAUCCUCAUCAUUAUUGUCAUCAUGCCUCAAUGAAGAAACUGCAACAAGGUCUUUGUAAAGCCCAAGUAUUCACCAUUGAUUUGACGGAUGACAGCCAUCUAUCCUUAAUCCAUGAAGCCUUAUUAUCAGAUGGAAACAGUUCUGCUUUUUGUGUAACAUCAAACCUGUCCUCUCUUACCCCCAAUUUCCACCGCAUCCGGAACAGCUACAAAGAGGCUGUAUCCACCGAUCGUAGCUGAUCGUAACCAUUCAAUUUAAUGUGUCAAUUUCCACCGGCUUCUUUCCGUUCCGCUGCAAAUCGCAGGACUCCGCAGCUGAUCGUAAAAGUUCUAUUUUUUCUGCGCGAUUGCAUGUAAAUCCGCAGGUUCCUGUGAGUUCUCGCGAUUCCUGCUGUCCAUAAUGUGCCAUGAAAUUCGCCUCACAAACGGUUCCAGUGGGAAUUGGCGGACGGCGCAAAUUGCAGCUGUUCUGGAUUGAACACAGUGGAAAUACAGGGUUAGACACAGUCACUCCAAUUUUCUCCAUGGUCAUUUAUAAAGUCAAAGGUCAGAGAAGAAGGACAGUGUCUCUUUUAAAAAAUAAAGGUUAUCUGAAGCUUUAUUUUUCCAUCUAUCUAUUUUUCCUCUAACUUUUACAAGACAUGUAUGUUGACUUUGCUUUGAUUCAAUACCCAUGAGUAUUUUCCAUCUGUGAUCUCUGUUACUGCUUUGACCUUGUAACUUUCUCUCUGGCUGCUGCUACCUACACCAACAACCAUCCCUGAUUACAACUAAAGACAGCCACUGCACAGCCAGUAGCACAUCAUAACUCUGUGAACCCUCCAGUGAAGACAGGCCAUGUUGUCCAUUUGUCUACAAAAUGUUAUAGUACACUUGUUGACCCCACCUUCUCCCUGAAAAAAAAAAACUUUAUUAGGGUCUAGAUUUUGUUCAGAAACCUCAAUAGCUGCCCCUCUGUACUGUACAUCUCGUCCAGGCCGACGAACAUGCAGUAAUGGAGCAGAGCCACUGUUAAUGUAAUUAGAUGCACCUGGGGUAAGCCUUUCAAUACAUUACUGUUUCCAUGACCUUACACUGACACUAAACAGAAGGGGUAUUAAUAGUAGCAUGCUAGUAGAGCUGCAGGAAAAGCAUCAGUGGACUGUAUGCAUUCAGGCAUUUACAUUAAGUUUAGGUUGCUCCAAAAUCACAGCCAGUAAGAACUGUUCGAGUUUUUUAAUGAUUAUUUUGAGGCUAUUUUCAUUUGAUAGAGCAGUGUGAGAAAGACCUUUUGGUGACCUUUGUUCAUGCACUUGCACCACCAACUGAGCUAAGCUUGCACCCCCAUAUGCUCUUAUUGACAAGUUGUGCACUCACAAUCUUAUCGUUGAUCUGUCCCUCAACUCCCAUAUACUUAGUCUUACUUGUCUUGGUUGCCGGUGACCUAAUAAUGUUUCUGCCAGUGUCAGCAGAUAGUGGGAUUAGUGUGGGCCAAUCAGUGCGCUGUGCUCUGUCAACGAAGGAGGUGCAUGUUCCUGGAUUAGUAAUUGUCUUUAUUUCAUCCUUCCUGUCUGGCUCUCAAGGAUGAGCUAAGAAGUAAUGCUCUUGCUUUCGAUGAUUGGAUGUCUUCUUACUUAUCCAGAGUAGCUUCUUUUAUUACAACUCCCUUUUUGUACAAUGAGACUUGUCCCAGCAAGGCAGACCAAUGGAUCUUUUCUGAAGACAUGUGGAAGAGGGUCCAGAGAAUAAGCAUGACUCCAAAGGGGAUAGUUCAUGACGGAACAGCGAUUGACAUCUUAACUUUUUAGUUAAGUUCGUUGGACCGGUGGGAUUUGGAUCCGGUAGAAUUUCAGAUCAAGAUGUUCUUCCAGAGAAAUACAACAGUAUCUGGAACGCCUCAAGUGAGUCAUUUUCUGCAGUUCCCUCAUAUCUGGCUGGGCUGAUGCGGUCAAGAGUUCACCGUGCAGAUUUUGGAACGCUCUCAAGACCUUGGAAAGCAGAUGUAAUUCUCGGCUGCUCUUGGACUGUGCCAGAGGUCCAGUGGAUUGUGUCCAGGUUUGCUCUGAUGUUGCUGACAUGGAUUUUUGAGGAGAAUUUUAAAUGGCCAACGUGAAUUUAGAGUUUGUGAAGCCAGAGAAACUAUUACCUGGAUUGUUCAUCUCAAUCUGCCACACUGACUGAUACCACUUGAGGUCUAAGUGCUGCAUCAUCAGCAGCAAUACCUGUACUGCUUGGAUUGCACACCGAACUGCAAUGCAUUUGGACAAGAGUUGCUUCUUUUUUUGAAAUUCUGUGGCCUUAGUUAGACAUGCCAACCUUUACAGGUAUGGAGUCUGAGCCUUGCCCUCUCACUGGAGCUGAGAUAGCGGUGUGUAAAUUGGUCCACAAUGGACCCCGUCCCCAAGCCAUGCUAAGGCCUUUACGCUUGGAGCUGCAGACAUAUGUGAACAAAACGAGAACCAAGCAAAAACACAGGUACUGCUCAAUACUUGAUAGAAUUCUGCAAUCACUGAAUCAUGAGGCUACAAAAUUUUCAGACCAGACCAUUUUGAGCACACUGAUUCUCUAAUCUUAUUCCAAAAAAGUCUGUACACUAUUUAAAAGUUCAUGAAAACAUAAUUCAAUGGCUUGCAAAUCAGUUGAAGCCUGAGAGUUUUUAUUGUUGUACAAAACUUGAUGCUCAUUUUAAGUUUGAUGCCAGCAGUACAACACUUUUCUAUGGUUAGGGGUCUUCUUUAUCGUAUUUUUCAUUACUUGGUGUGUGAAAUGUUUUUAUUGGGUGACUGCAGGGAGAACGGUUUAAUACCCAGACUCCUCUACUACAACACCAGGCUAAGUAUGUGAGGUUUUCCCUAAAAAAUGCAUUUCCUGGAUGGGAUCAAAAAAGCUGUCUGGCCCUUCUCCUCUGCAGUGCACAUGUGUGAUUUCCAAAAAGAAUGUCAAAUUGGAUUUGCCAGGAUGGUUUUCCAUUCGUAGUCAGUCGUUCUUCAAUGGCUUAAGCCAAGAGAAGUCACUGGCAUUAGUGAGCCAAGUUUGUAUAUGGUUUCCUCUCUGCAGAGUACAAUUUCAUCCUGCAUCAUCAGAUGCUGCAACAAACUGUGUCCACAGAAAAUGAUUUUGUGGGUAAUUAAAGCCCAUACAGUGGUUUACAAGACAAAGUUAAUGCAGUUCUAACUCAGGGCAAGAUCGCAGCCAUACAGUAUUGAUUUUAAGCCUUGUUUUUUGCAUUGGAGAUCUUUCCAGAGCCACAGAAUCUUCUGACAAUAUGUCUUCAAAAAUGAAAUUCCCCAUUUCUCCCCAAUUUUACUAACCUGUUUCCGAUUAAACCAAUAGGAUGGAGUUCCUCCAAGUUUAUUUUCAGUGUUUUGUUGUCCCUGUAAAUACUUAUUUGAAACAUGUUGCUGGCAUCUAAUUUAAACUGAGCAUAUUUUUGUCACGAAACAAUGAUCCUUUUCAUUUUCAACAGAGCUUAACUUUUUUAGAAUUGGUGCUUGAAAUCAGGAAGAGUCGACAGCAACUCAUAUCUUUGUAAUGAGCUACCGAGUGAAGUUAAUGGCUUCACACUACACCUUACCAUCAGGCGCUUUGGUAUUGAACAAUUUCUACAAUUGCUGUAGGGGUACUUUUUUGGAAAGCAAUGGAUACACAAGAGUUAUUUACUAUCUUCUGUGUAUUUUCAUUUGGUUCCCUCAGGUUUUAAAAUGGAAAAGGGUACCACUGGGGAUACAAACAAGUGUAAAGACUAGUUUCAUGAAUGCAGCUUGAAAUUAAUGAACCAGCCUUUGAGUUUCCUGCUUAACCUGCAGGUGAGACUACAUAUGGUACUAUUGUCUUUCUUGAAUGGGACCUUCUUUGAAACAGAUGAGAUUCAAGGAUAAUCCUUGCUUAACUCUUUAUUCUAAUACCUCAUCUUGAAUUUAGAGCUGCAACCUAGUCGGCUGAGUUUAUCCUGGAUAAUACCAUUAAUCUAUGGUGUAUAGAUUCCUGAUGCAAUUCACUGAUUGUGCUCUCUAUGACCCCUCUCCCACUUGUAUAUGGACAUCACACUUUUUUCCCCCCUGAUUACCUAAAUCAGAGUUACACACAUACAAAUUAGUUCUUCUGAUGACCAGGAAGUUUUCAACAGACACUGAGUUAAUAUUUCUCUCACAUUCCCUGAUAUACUCUGAUUGAUCCAGCAGUUGCCGUGGUAACCAGUACAUUGUAUAAGUGGUAGGAAGGCUCCUCUUGACUUAGAUUUUGAAAGUUAUUCUUAGAAAAUGUUAGGUAUAAAAAUGGAUCAGGAUAGAAAUGUAGGCUGGCGGAAAACUGUUUGAAUCAUCAGGCGUUGACCCGUAUGGAUACUCCCCCCUGUCCACAUGCAAUAUCAGCAAAGUCAGAAAUGAAUUUAAGGACAAAUACUCGUACCAUUGAUACAAGUAAUCACUUACAUGUGUUUUUUAAAUUUGACUACAAAAACAAUAAUGAGUAAAAACUAAAACACCUUUUUCAAGGUGCUCAUCUUGGAGCCCCAGACUCUGUUGCUAAGGCAACAGUCCACAGAUAUGGCUACAGAUCUUGUUGUCAUGGUGAUUCUGGCAAUUUGUUACUCACCGUGUUACAGGGAUACAGAGUCUCUGAUCUUAGUGCUCACAUGUUAAUGUGGUGUGUCUAUCUCUUCCUGUGUGUGUGUACUUUUUAGGAUGGAGGCCUCCUGCCUGGAGUUGGCGUUGGAAGGAGAGCGGCUGUGCAAGGCAGGGGACUUUAAAGGGGGAACAGCGUUUUUUGAGGCAGCAGUGCAGGUCGGUACAGAGGACCUGAAGACCUUAAGUGCCAUCUACAGCCAGCUGGGCAAUGCUUACUUCUACCUCAAGGAGUAUGGAAAGGCUCUGGAGUACCACAAACAUGACCUUACUUUGGCAAGGUGAGCAACAUACCUUCAUUAGAGUCCAAGGUAAUGUCAAAACCUGGUCUGAGCUGUUAUGAAUAAUGAGAAAUAAGUAAAACCAGCAUUUAAACCAGAUGAAACCCGAUUAGAAAGUAGUCAAUGCAGUGCCAACUGCUCUUGUACUUCUAUAAUAUAAUCAAUAGAGUGUCAUCUCUACACUUCUAAAGGAUAAUUUGUGAAGCACCUUGAUAUAGUGUUGCAGUUUUCACUCAUUGUUGCUUCAAUCAGCUUGUUUUUUGACAAAUUUAAAAAACACAUAGUUCUCUUGCACAAGUGUUAUGAGUGUUUAGUUAUGCAAAUUAGAAAUCUGGUGGGGUGAGCAAGACCCCUGUGGCUAACAUUUUUGUCACAGUGUCAGCUAGCAAUGGUCAAAUGUACCAGACCCCUUUCCACAAACUGCUUUAAUAUCAAAUGUGUUGUCAAGUUGUCUCCCCCAUUUAGUUGGAUGGGUAGUAACUGUUGUAAGGGGUUUUAACCAAUCAGAAUCCAGUAUUUAAAACAGUUUAACAGAACUUAACAUAAAAAAUACAAUAUACUUUAACCAAUGUAUUUUAUGUUUGGGUGUUUAAAAACUGAACUACUAUGUAUUGGUCAUCAUUACUUUUGAGAAAAACUCUUCAUGUUAGAUUUUAGGAUAAGGAUAAGAUUCACAGGAAAUCUGCAGUGGCUACCCAGGGACCACUUUCGAUUGUGUUGUUACAACAGACAGUAAUAAAGAAGGCUUCGGUGCCAGGUAGCACAGAGAGGUUGAUCCAGUGCAGAGCUAAUAAUGAGUGUUUAAGGAUCAUAUGUUAAUGAGUCUGCUUUCAGAUGUACACACAGAGAAAGAUCAUUCAGCGGAUCAUUCCUGACAGGUUUCGUGGCUUUAAUCAGAUGCAUUAAGAGCUGCAGGGAUUCUGAAUUGUGUUGACACUAUGUCAGGUAAUGAAAUUCAAAGAAAAGUGAGGGGACUUUCAUGUAAUAACAGUCUUCAACUAGCAGCUGAUUACUGAGCUUGAACGAGUAAUCCAGUCCCCUGCUGUGAGUGCAGCUGGUGCUUCAGCGGGGAAGCCAUCAAAGACCCCAGGGAGAUUUACCUUGUUACAUUACAGACUCAGCAGGACCUCAGCGAGUCGCUGAGCCUCCUAGGAGCCAAUUAAAAAUGUGCUACGCAGCAUCUACCUAUUAAAUACGUCUACAGCACCUUAAUGGUAGUCAUUUCCCUUAAUGACAAUGACUUGGAGAAACUGUGGUCUUUAUUCUCAUUGCUUAACAUAAACAAGAUGUUUCUUUGCUCCCCCAGAACAAUAGGAGACAGGAUUGGAGAAGGGAAAGCCAGCGGGAACCUUGGAAACACUUUAAAAGUGUUGGGGCGCUUUGACGAGGCUGUUGUGUGCUGUCAAAGACAUCUGGAUAUUUCUCAAGAGCAGGGGGAUAAGGUAAUAUCGUUUGGCCAUGAUACACAAAUAAAAACUACACAACGCUAUCAACAAAGAUGUACAAAAUUAUUCUCCUGACAUAUUUACGCAUCUACGAGGAAUUCCUCUACAUCCCCAUCGCUCUUUUCGAACCUUGUGCUGUCUCUGUUUUCCUGGAUCGUAGGUUGGAGAGGCCAGAGCUUUAUAUAACGUAGGGAACGUUUUCCAUGCAAAGGGCAAACAGCAGUUGUGGGGCUGCACCCAGGAACCAGGAGACCUGCCUCCCGAUGUCAGAGACACACUGCAAAGGGCUACCGGCUUUUACGAGUAGGUAUUGUUACCUAACACACACACACACACACACCAGAUGGAAAACUGCACUGGCAGAGGUCGUUUAGAAGAGUAAGCUUCACUGCAUUUUAUGGCGACACCAGGAAUUUAUUGUAGCGCACUCAGCAGUAUUGAUAUGUCAGAGCUAUCUCCCUUUCUUCUCAAAGCUGCAAGCAGAAAACUUGCCUGCGGUAUUAAUUUAGACCUUAUUUUGGCUCAUCUGUGACUAAUAUCUUCUUGAGCUCUUCGUGGCACAUCUGCUGAUUUGCUAAAAGAUAACUUGGAUGAAAGGAAGAGACAGAGACAAACUAUAAGACCAGACUCAGAGUUUCACUGGUAAUUGGAUUUUGCUGCACUGUUUUUCCAAACACAGCUCUUCUCAAACAUUUGUCAAGACACAAUUUGGUUGUCGUUCAAGGUCAGGCUGACUCAUACUCAAAACACUAUCUCAAACUUGCCGCUCUAAAGUGUUUUCUUUCUUUUCACUGUCGCUUUGUUUCAGUGUAUAUGAAGACUGACUGAUUUAGAGUGUCUGCUGCUGUAAUUGAGUGUGUUUAUCUCUGUAGGAUGAAUCUGUGUUUGGUCAAAGAACUUGGAGACCGAGCUGCUCAGGGGAGGGCUUACGGGAACCUGGGCAACACCCACUAUCUGCUGGGAAACUUUGUUGAAGCGAUCAAGUUCCACCGUCAGGUGAGGAAUUCAAAAUGUUUGCCAGCAUCCUUAUAAUAUCACUGGAGGAUAGAUAAGAGAUAUCAGCACUGCUGUAGAGCCUGAACAGAGCAGUGACCUUGUGUCAACAGAGCAAAAGUCAGACUCUCCUCUGGAUGAAGGUUGUUGACCUUGGGGGUAUUCAGCAACUUUAAAGCACCUCUUGAUAUCAUCCUCAGCUGUACUUGAUAGAAUUAGAAAUAUUGUUAACGCUUUACUUGACACCUAUCCCUAGAACGCAUUAUAAAUACACUCACCGGCCACUUUAUUAGGUACACCAUGCUAGUAACGGGUUGGACCCCCUUUUGCCUUCAGAACUGCCUCAAUUCUUCGUGCCAUAGAUUCAACAAGGUGCUGGAAGCAUUCCUCAGAGAGCUUGGUCCAUAUUGACAUGAUGGCAUCACACAGUUGCCGCAGAUUUGUCGGCUGCACAUCCAUGAUGCGAAUCUCCCGUUCCACCACAUCCCAAAGAUGCUCUAUUGGAUUGAGAUCUGGUGACUGUGGAGGCCAUUUGAGUACAGUGAACUCAUUGUCAUGUUCAAGAAACCAGUCUGAGAUGAUUCCAGCUUUAUGACAUGGCACAUUAUCCUGCUGAAAGUAGCCAUCAGAAGUUGGGUACAUUGUGGUCAUAAAGGGAUGGACAUGGUCAGCAACAAUACUCAGGUAGGCUGUGGCGUUGCAACGAUGCUCAAUUGGUACCAAGGGGCCCAAAGAGUGCCAAGAAAAUAUUCCCCACACCAUGACACCACCACCACCAGCCUGAACCGUUGAUACAAGGCAGGAUGGAUCCAUGCUUUCAUGUUGUUGACGCCAAAUUCUGACCCUACCAUCCGAAUGUCGCAGCAGAAAUCGAGACUCAUCAGACCAGGCAACGUUUUUCCAAUCUUCUAUUGUCCAAUUUUGAUGAGCUUGUGCAAAUUGUAGCCUCAGUUUCCUGUUCUUAGCUGAAAGGAGUGGCACCCGGCGUGGUCUUCUGCUGCUGUAGCCCAUCUGCCUCAAAGUUCGACGUACUGUGCGUUCAGAGAUGCUCUUCUGCCAACCUUGGUUGUAACGGGUGGUUAUUUGAGUCACUGUUGCCUUUCUAUCAGCUCGAACCAGUCUGGCCAUUCUCCUCUGACCUCUGGCAUCAACAAGGCAUUUCCGCCCACAGAACUGCCGCUCACUGGAUAUUUUUUCUUUUUCGGACCAUUCUCUGUAAACCCUAGAGAUGGUUGUGCGUGAAAAUCCCAGUAGAUCAGCAGUUUCUGAAAUACUCCGACCAGCCCUUCUGGCACCAACAACCAUGCCACGUUCAAAGUCACUCAAAUCACCUUUCUUCCCCAUACUGAUGCUCGGUUUGAACUGCAGGAGAUUGUCUUGACCAUGUCUACAUGCCUAAAUGCAAUAAGUUGCCGCCAUGUGAUUGGCUGAUUAGAAAUUAAGUGUUAACGAGCAGUUGGACAGGUGUACCUAAUAAAGUGGCCGGUGAGUGUAUAUGUAUAAUGUGUUACAAUCACGUUAUAGCACUGUAUAACUAUAGUUAUAAACACUCAUAAAUGAUCAUAAUGCUUUCUAGCAAUAAUAAUAACACAUUAUAAAGCAUUUUAACAUGACUUACAAGGUCAGGUAUUAUAAUAUGUUAUAACUGUUGACAACUCACUGACAAUGCCCAUAUAGAUAAUGUAUUAUACAUAUAUUUAUGAUGUGUUAUAAUUUGCUUAUAAACUAUCACUUUAAACACUUAUUAUCGUAAGGCUUUAUAACAAUAUGCAUUACACAUUUCAAUACCUGACCUUAUAAGUCAUGUUAAAAUGCUUUAUAAUGUGUUAUUAUUAUUGCUAGAAAGCAUUAUGAUCAUUUAUGAGUGUUUAUAAUGAUAGUGAUACAAGUUUAUAAACAAAUUAUAACACAUCAUAAAUAUGUGUAUAAUGCAUUAUCAAUGUGGGCAUUGUCAGUGAGUUGUUAACAGUUAUAACACAUUAUAACACCUGACCUUGUAAGUCAUGAUAAAAUGCUUUAUAAUGUGUUAUUAUUAUUGUUAUAAAGCAUUAUGAUCAUUUAUCAGUGUUUAUAGUUAUACAGUGCUAUAACAUGAUUAUAACACAUUAUACAUAUAUUUAUAUUGCGUUAUAGAGAUAGGCGUCAAGUAAAGUGUUACCAAAAUAUCUUUUAUACUUCCUCUUAUGGAGCUCAGGUUUAACAGAUACUUUGUACAUGUCUUUCUGAUUUAUGUUCAGUAUUGGUUUAACUGGUCCAAACCGUUUACAUACACAUUACAAUGUGGUUUGGGGUGUUUUGGUGGCUCUGGCCAGCUGUGUGGCCCUGAAAUCUUAGCCUGGGAUCUUUGAGAGCCACAGCACCACAUGAAAACACUCGCAGGGAGUUGCUGUCAACAGAUUUCGCCUCUUGGUUGUAUGUCUGUCAUGUCUGGGCCACGGGGAAAAAAACUGGUUCCCAGGAAACUUGAUAAAGUGUUGGGUUAAAUCCGACAAGUUUGAAUGAUGGGAGCUUUUAGGUUUGGUCAUGACUACUUAGUUUGUCAUGCACAGACUUUAGUUUGCACAGAUUUUACAUGCAAAACAGCAAGAUUUGCAGAGAGGAAAAGACAACAGAGUAUCAGGGUAUGAAGAGAGUCAAAAACAAUUGCACGAAUCUUCAUUCUCUUUUGAAAUAUCAGCAGAUGUAGCUCAUCCGAUUUGGCAACAGUAAAAACACUGUGUUCAGGGACUCAGGGAGAAAAAGUGCGGAAAUUGGUUUCUUGGUGAAUCACUGGCAAACAUGGCCUUAGGCUGUCUCUCCUCCUAUAAUUCCUGUCACUUUUCAUCAUGAAACAACUUGUUUCCUCUUUGGAGAGGCCGAUCUUUUGUCUCUUUCCUGUUAUAAACCAAUCACUGUGCCAUGUGGGGAAGCUCACUGGUUUGAAGGGAAGAUUUGGUGCUCCACUCUGUAAGAAUGGGAUUGAAAACAAAAGCUUGCAAAUUGUCUCUGCUCCAACAUUAAAUAUAAGAGGCUAUUAAAACGAGGGAGGAAAUUAAAAGGGUAAUUAAAAAUCCAGAGUCACUAUAUGUGCUCUUUUUUAUUCGCAGCGAUUAUCCAUAGCCAAAGAAUUCGGGGACAAAGCUGCUGAACGGCGAGCCUACAGUAACCUUGGGAAUGCCCUGAUAUUCUUGGGCCAGUUCAACACAGCAACUGAGUACUACAGGUGAGGAGUGAAGAGCCUGACAUCUAGUGGAGAAAACCUGAAGUGAUUCUUCAAAUAUCUGUUAUUGUCUUCUAUCUUUCUUAUUCCAUUACCUCAUCCUUUUACCUCUCUCUCUUUUCAACUGUAGGAAAACUCUGCAGUUGUCCAGGCAGCUAAGGGACCAGGUGAUGGAGGCACAGGCCUGUUACAGCCUCGGGAACACCUACACUCUUUUGCAGCAGUAUGAGAGGGCGAUAGAUUACCACCUUAAGCACCUGUACAUCGCCCAGGAACUUACAGAUAGGUGAAUAUUGUACUGUAAACAUGCAUGAGCAGAGGAGUGCAUUUUAUGAACAUCUGUCUGUGUGAUUUACGUCUUACUAGAGUCGGUGAGGGCCGUGCCUGCUGGAGUCUGGGAAAUGCUUAUGUGUCUUUAGGGAACCAUAAACAAGCGCUUCACUAUGCACGAAAGCACUUGGACAUCUCUAAAGAGGUACAACAAUUUUUUUUUUUUUUUAUAGUGUCUUGGCAAAGAUUAAAGGCUCUUCCUUGUUUGUGGCACACGGCUGAGGUUGUUUUCUUUCUACCCGGCUCUUUGUUUAUUCCUCAGAUUGGAGACAGAAAUGGAGAACUGACAGCCAGAAUGAACGUGGAGCAGCUGAUGGAGUCUCUCGGGGUCAAUGAGAGCGAUCUUUCGCCUUCUAGUUCGGAGUUUGAGAUGCAAGGUAACAAAAUAAGAUGUUUAUACCUUUAAAUAUAAGUAUUGUGGGUUGAUGUGUUAGCUUUCAAGGCCGACCACACCUCGAGGUCUUGCAGGAAAAUGUCAGAGGUUAAGCCAGGUUGAAAAAUUUGCCUGUUUGUGUUUAACUGUGCAGUCAGCUGUGAGUAUUUAAGGAAAUUUUCUGAAGUACCGAGCAUGUGUGAAUAUUACAUUUGUUUACCACGCACUCUCUGCUGAAUGCUUGAAAUGGAUUGACACUAAGGUCUUGUAUUAAUACGGUGUUGUACAAACAUCGCCGCUGUUCUCGCCAAUUAUAGUUGUUCAGAUAAUGGAAUUAGGGGCGGUGUCAGUGUCGUUUAAAUUGUCAGUUCAAGUGUUAAUGAUGUAAUGUGGUGCUGUAGUGGUAAUGGAGAGCCUUUAUUCCAUAAACAAGCAUUUUAAAUAGUAUCUUUAAAUUGAUUUGAAGGGAAUAUUGGUUAUCGUUAAAAAUGAGUAUUAGCAGGGAACUAAAGUGAGAGCCAGAUUAAUGUCCUUAACAGUGAGGAAAUGUUAAAGUACAACAAAGAAAAACUAAUUUUGCCUUUACCAUGAAGUGAAAUGUGUUCUCACUCUGGGUUUUUGCUUUCUGCUUGAUUUCUUACAUGACAAAGUCUGUGUUUUCUUGGGUGUGCCUUCGUUUGAGCACUUGCAUUUUAUUUUUGCGUUACCUGCCUGUUUGCACUCUGCACACUGUGGUUAGGAUAGGCUGUGUUUGAACUGUAUGUACCCUCCUUUCUGACAGAAAUAGAAACAAACUCUGGUCAUAAAUCUUUUGGAAAUGGCUUCAAAAUGUAAAAGGAAAAAAAAAAAGAAAAAACUCGAGAAACUGGUUUUUGUAAAAGUAUGUCUGUGUGUCAACUUUUAGAUUCAGCUCUUCAACCGUGUUUGAUGAAAUUAACUUGUGGUCUUGAGCAAACUAACUGAAAUACUGUUCGUGUACACAAGGUGGCCAUUUAAAUGUUAAACCAACUUGAGAGAGACAUAACAGACCGACCGUGUCCGUGUUGUGUCUGAACCGAGGCUAAAAGCGAGCAUGUGCAAAGAGUGUGAACAAUUUUAGAGUAAAUAUGAGAAGAAGGUCUUUGACCCUCCAUUCAAUGGAAGAUUUGUUCGCAAACUCUGUUUUCAGAAUUAUCUUUGAACAACCAAAGUGGCUCUCGCUAUGGCGUGUGUUAUAGGGAUCGUGUGAAACAUAUGCAAAGUUGGAAAAAAAAAGGUCUAUAUAUAUGAUCUUUAUCUGUACAGUCAGGCGAGCUUUAGUGUGAUGUUUGUGGUCAGGAUCUCUCCUCCAGGGCUCGAAACUCACACCCAUGUCCUACAUUUCCCUCUCUGGUGCAGAGCAGGCUAACAGACUCUUAUUCAGAUUGUUUGCUUGGUUGUCUGACUAAACCACGGAUCCACACCGAACAUCAUGAGACUAAUACUGACAUGACUGGCUGAUCCAGAGGACAGACAAAGAGAGCUUUGCAUGCUUGAUUUGACUGUAUAUCAACAGUUGUGAAAUAUUUUUACUACUCAGUGCUGUUUAUUUACUUGUGUAUCCUGUUUACUCUUAGGAGCAAGACCAAAAUUCACCAAGAGAAACAGCAUGGACAGUGUGGAGCUGUGGAAGUACUCCACAGAUAAGGUGAUAUUUCACUCUUGUGAAUAUUAAACACAUCCAAGUCACUCAGAAGUGUCGCUAACAUGAAGAUUUGUAACCCCAGAAUGGUGACAACCAAGACUUGGAGAGUAUACCCAGGAGAUCUAAGAGUCAGACGUCCCAGCCGGGUAAAAGAAAAGGUUAUCCUGACAGUCAGUCAUCAGACGAAAGGCCGUGGUUGGAUUCACCCCUUGACACUGAUGACAUCACUUUGCAAGUCCCGCCACCUGUGCCAGUGAGUUGUUUAACCUGCUUUAGUAUCAGCACCUUACUCUCACCCAGUCGAGCUGGACUGUACUAACUUUUUUAUGUAGGCGGAGUCAACUGUAGCUCCAUAUUUACCAUGAAGAUUUACCACUCUUUUAGCAUACUUUGAAUACAGCUUGAAGGUAUAUUACCUAGAUAUCAACUCCGUAGUUUUUAGUUCCAGCUAUCUGAGGUUUUGGGUGUUUCAUUUAAGUGUUCUCAUGUUCUUUUUCUAAUUUGGAAAUAUAAUGGAAUAAAUCAAAAUUUUGACAAGAGAUGCACCGAUAUUUGAUAUCGGUAUCAGUCCCGAUACUGAAGAAAAUUCUAGAUCGGGUAUUGUGACAAUGGGCCUGAUGCAUAGGGGCCGAUCUAUUCAGUCUAACUGUAGGUUAUAUGCUGUGAGUGGCAUCUACAAGUAAAGACGCUGAGCGGAUGCCCACAUUGUUCUCAAAAUGGAGCGAGCAAAGGGGUCUACUAUCUUUAACUUUAUCACACUACCUCAGCCUACAAGUUCGACAGCCACUAGCAAUACCUGCGCAGUAAACGUUUUGAGGGGCGGCGGUAAAACUUCAAGUUACAACAAAAGGUAAUUCAGCACAGCUUUUCUGUAUCGGAAUUGGAUCGGUAUCGGCCGAUACUAAACUGUAGAUAUCUGUAUUGGUAUCAGAGGUGACAAAAGUGGAUUGGUGCAUCCCUAAUUUUGAGUACACUCAGAGUACUGGGUUUAUGAUCAAAAGGCCUUGGUUAGAGGUGAUAUGUAACAAUGUCCCAGAAUGUUAUAAAAAAAAUGUAAUAAAACCCAAAAUGUAAUAAUUGGUCAAUAUAAUGCAAAAAGAUGUCGAGCCCAAAAAGUAACUUUUUGCCCAAACUUGUUACAUUUUGGGUCAGUUAUUACAUUUUGUGUUUUGUUUUAUUUAUUUAUUCUUUUUUUAAAUUACAUUUCAGGCUCAGCACUUUUGUUACAUUGUUGACCAAUUAUUACAUUUUGGGCUUUAUUAUAUUUUUUAAAAUUUUUUAUAACAUUUUGUAUCAUCGCUACAUAUCGGGCUCUAGUAGGCCUCUUUAAUGUUGAUUUACUAAAUAAAUAAACCUGAGUCUGAAGGAAGUAUCCUCUCAAAAUUGUUUUGCCAACAACAGAAAAAACAAAAACUCUUGAUAGAGUCUAGCGUACGGAGCAGCCAACCAAAACAUAUUUAAAUACUCCUGGCUCCCAUCCCGGUAUAUUCAAACUAUGCCUGCAGCCCCUGAGAGCCCACCUCAGAGAAGAUGGGAUUUAAUCUUUUUUUUCAUAGAAAGCAAUAAAGGGUCCUGUAAUGCUGACUACUGGAUAGCUACUUUUCCAUUCUAGUCUGUUCAUUCCUGAUGCGACGAGUCUUCAGGGCUUCAGCUUAAAAGAAAAAUCUAGAAAUGAGUGAGAUUAAAUUUGGAACGCAUCCCCUGAUUUCCCACGCGGUUAUAUACUGUGAUGUGAGAAGUCAGACAAAGUGUAAAGGUGUCUUCUCUUCAGAUAACACUGGCGCUCCAUUUGCUGUGAACUAGAUUCUUAAUGAGUAUCUCAUCUCACAGCUGGGUCUUCUUAAUUCUGCUUUUUUACUGUGACAGUGUUAAUUGUUGUAUUUAGUGAGCUGACAUGCCAGCAAAAAAAAAAAAAAUACUGCGCUGCGUAAUGAUAGUUCAUCACAAUGGAGAAGAGAGAGCAUCUGGGGAUAAAUGCUAGUAAUCCUCAUGACACUGUAGUGCACAUUUUUACAUCUGACAAUAUUUGAAUACAGUUAUGUGUUGGUAAGCUUGGAAAUUUACUCUUUAAGCUAAAAAUCUCACAGAAACGCAAUCAAAAUUAGGUAAAGCUGUAGUAUUUGGGUGUGGUAGGGGGAGAAAACAUAGUGCCAAAGAAAUUUGUAACUGGAAAAAAAAGUGUACCAAGGACAAUGAAUUAUUUGUUUGUUUUACUGAAUGGUUAAAGUACAUUUUCACCUAAAGUCGAUACCACUGAAUAGAUGAGAUUCUUUAUCGGUGCUCUGGCACUGAUUUUGAUGCUUCUGUGUAAAUUAAAGUGUAAAUUUCUCUAUUUUGAAAACAAGCAUACUUUUAUUUUGAAAGGACAUAAAAAAAAUUUCCUCUGGAUUUCAAAGUUACUGGAGUAAAUGUUAACAGCUGUGAUAAAAAUGAGUCCUUAAAAGGCUGAAGUUUCUUUCUUUUCCCUUUCUUCAUUAGGACAGUCAUGUUUAGUUUAGAAAUGAUACAAGAUGAUUCAAAAUUGUUGCCCACUGAGCAUUUUUUUGGCCUAAAAGAGGUAUAAUAGAUGUCUAAAAUCAGGCUACCACAGGUCUAAAACUGAGUUUUUUAGGCGUCUAAAUUGAGACCAAGUUUAGACUAAAUCUAAAUCUGGGCUAAAUCUAUACUACACUGUAGUGUUGUAGUACUCGAGAUCGAUCUUGGUCUCGAUCGGUCUCAAGACCAUUUUUUGAGGGUCUUGGUGUCGUCUCGGAAUCAAAGCCAUUUUCACUCGGUCUUGUCUCGGUCUCGGUCCUCUCUAGUCUCAGUAAUGUCUUGGUCUCGGUUGGUGCGGUCUUGACUACAACACUGCUUCACUGUAUAUUACUCAACGGCUAUUAUAAUUAUUUGGUUAAGUACAUAGAGAUCAGUUAUGCAACCCCCAGUGGCUUUUUGAAAUAAAUAGUUAUAGAAUAAUGGGUUAAAGUGCAAUGUCUGAAUUCAGUCUAAAAAUAUACAGAAUCUAGACGGUUGAAAUUAGAUCUAAAAAAAAAACUAGAUGUCUAAUAGCCGUCCAUUGCUCAGUGGGUGGUUUAUGACACCAUUUCUCCAUAUUUUUUCAACAGGGCAAGAGAGCUAAAUAAAACUGUAAUUUUUGACGCUCUUAUGUAACAUAAUGCCUUAGUUCCUGUACUGUUUAAAAAAAAUAUGCAUACUUUUAUUUUGAAAGGACAGGAAAAGUUCUCCUAUUGGAUUGUAAAGUUAAAGCAGUAAAUGUGAACAGCUGGGACACAAACCUGCACUUUUCCCUUCUCUUACUUGAGCUUCUUUUCCAUCAGCACCAGCACUAUCUAUUCUCUCAGGUCAAGCACACAUACACCAAACACAACAUAACAAAUCAAACAAAGCCAAAACCAAAAACCAAAAAGCAAACACAGCUCCUCUCAAUAGAUUUAAAAUACACACAGCAGAGAAACAUCCAUUUAACUGAAGAGACAAAUUCAUGCUCUUAUGUUUCCAUUUAUACUCUCUUUCCCAGUCUGUCUCAGUUACCUGCUGAGCACAUUUGGACACAUUACUCAUGACACAUGCACAAUAAAAGCAGGGAGACGGUCCACGUGCUAUAGUGGAUGGCAAUUUUAUAUGGAUAAAAAUAGAGACUUGCUGAAAUGGUUGACAAAUAUACUUUGGCAGGCCGCCCAGGUGUGGUUGAUGUGUGGAAAACAGUGGCAGCGCAUCCUCAACUAUGCAAGGACUUAGAUUGCUGUGUUUGGAAGUACUAAACUGAAGUGUGGGCAGAAAGUGAAGGAAAUCUUUAAAAGCAACUGAUGAUGCUUGAGUUAAACACCUCAUGACGCCAAAGAGCGCUGGAAUCUUGUAUGUCCUCCUUUGAACACACACCCCAUCUCUGUCACACUCAACAUGAUAUCUGUGCUUCCUUUAUCUCUCUGUCUCUCCCUCUCUCUCUCUCUCUCUCUCUGUCAUCGCUGUCACGUGUUCCUUUCUCUCUUGUUCUGUCUCUUUGGCCUACUUGAUUAAUUAGAUAACACAGAGAGAGAGAAGUGAGGAGAGCCGCACAGAGACCAUGAGGCCAAGGACAGAGGACGGAUGAUUAAUGUGCACAGAGCCAGUAAACAGCGAUCAUAUGGGAGGUUUUAUGUGCCUUUGUGAUUGUUUAUUAGAAAUAAACACGAGGUACUUCUAUCGCCUUGACUAAUCGGUUACAAACACCCGCAAACAAAGACUCCAUUUAUGCAAACUUCAGGUAUUGACCACCCCAACCUUGGAUCAUGAUGGGCAGAGGGAGCCAACACAUCAACAGGGUUAUAAAGCAGCCUCCCUUUGCCUGUGUUUUACAAAGUUAGGUCCACGACACCGCGGGGAGCAUGAAUGGUUUGCAAAUUAAAGAGGUUUUAAAGACUCAAGCUCGAACAUUGGUGGUUCUUGUAAUUCCAGGGUGGUAGAUCUCUGCCAGCGGCCACUGUUGGCAUGCAAUUUGCUCAUGACUGUGCCCCUGCACCCAUCUUUCCACCCUCUUUCCCCCAGUCAUCCCCCCCCCCGCUCUUCCUUUCUGCUGAUAAUGUGACCUUGAUCACAGAGCUGCUACCCUCCCCACAGGGUCAACCCCCCUGCCUCCGAUAAUGAGUUGUUUUCCCACAGUGGGCGAACGGGACAAAAAUGGCCUUCAGGACAGCCGCACAGAGAUAGAGAGAGAGAGAGAAAAAAAGAGAGAGACGGAGAGAGGAGCUGGUGGAGAUGCAAAGAAGACAGGAAUAAAGGGAUACAAGAGGAGAGGAAAUUAGAAAUUAGAGGGAGGGAGUUGAGUGCAGCUGGGAAGGAGAGAGAGGCAGUGAAGUGAGGUGGGGGAGAGGGAGGUGUGAGCCAGGCGUGUGCACAGAGUGAGAGGGGCAGAGAGCUCAGGGAGAGGAAGAGAGAGAGAGAGGGAGAGAGAGAAAGAGUGGAAUAGCUAGAGGACAUAGAAGAGGUGCUGCUGGUAAGAUGUUUCAUUUAUGUUUUAUAGCUUCAUUAUCAACAUGCUGCAAAAGACACAAGAGGCUGUUUGUUUUGUGUUUCAGUGGACUUUAAAGGUGUGAUUACUGUCAAUCGCUCUGUUGUGUUUGUACUGCUUGUGUAGUUGUUUGACUUUUUUAAGGCUUAAAUGCUGUGAGAGUGAAGAACUUUGACUAAAACUGAUAAAAGUUCUGCGUUGUUUGAAGCUUAGUUUGACGUUCAGUGAAAAAGUUGACAAGCGUUAGUUGACUGUGACCUACUUCACGUAUCGCUGUGAGGCAAAGUAACUUCAAUUUCAUCCACUCGUCGGGGUAAAAUGCGUCUUAAAGUCUGACUUUGUGGCUUUUGGAACCCUGAGUAUCGAGAGUUUUGAUUGGUGCAUUGUCGCUGUGAUCGGUUUGUUGUGGAGGAAGAGAAUUUUCAUAUCAGGCACAUAUUUAGACUGCUGUGGGUGAUACUCUCACCUCAAAUUUACUUUGUAUUCGGAUGUUUCUUUUCAAUUGUCUUUUCAAAUGUUUUGUUUUGGUGAAUUUGAAGAUGUUUUGUCAAGUAUGAGUGUUUAACUGAGUCAUAAUUCAUGAUAAAAUUGGUGCUUUAACAUGUAGCAUUGUUAAAUAGUGAAGAGAACAAGCAUUACAAAACUAAGUCUUUAUUUGUUGUCUGUCAACCUAUAACUUUGAUGAAAUACAACUUCAAGUCCUGUGUUGCUCAAAUCAACUUUGUAGCUAUUUUGGCGCCCCCUAUUGACAAAACUCUGCCCCUGUUCUCUUUGAUGAUCUUUCCCUGUACAUUAGUUUGUAUUGUUUCUAGUGAAACUCAAGGCUUUUCAUUUGAAUGAUGAAACGUGUCACUUGCUGUGAAUCUUGAAUCUGUGAAUCAAAGGCUGUUUCAGUCGUCCCCCCAUCUGACAUCCACCUGCCUGGCAGGAGUUAAAGGCUUUGAGAAAUAACUAUGUAGAAAAAAAUCAAUCUGGCUGCUGAUGGUGUUGUUUAGUUUUUAAGGUCAUAUAGAGUCAUUACUAUUCAAUACAGCAUAAUCAGAAUAUGCUGUGCUCUCAGAUAAAUACAUGUCAGUGACUGAACAAUCAGGUCAUUUGACUAAUUCUGAGAUUUUGUUGGUGUAUUUCUUCAGUUUUGUCCUCAGCCUUUGUUACUAACCCUGUGUGGCCUUGCUUUGAGAUCCAAGUUAGUAAAUACAAAACAAAAAAUAAACUGUGUUUUAUUUCCGGAAAAUUUCUAAAAAUACUGUUUUAAACAUUUCUCAGGUUUGGCGUGUCAAAUCACUUCUUUCUUUGAAAAAAAAAAGAUGUAUAUUUAUGUUUUUUAUAGUAGAAUUUGACAUUUUGUUUAUUUUUUGUUUGGAUUAUUGAGAUUUGUACUCCAUGCUUUUGUAAACAAUUAUGAAAAUUAGUUUUAACUGCAUGAAGUUAUUCUAAAAUACAUUUCUGAAGACUUUUAUUUGCCGUUUGAAGUUUAUGGUGCAGAUAUUUUUUGUAGGAAUAACAUUCAAUGAAAACAUUUUUAGUGGAUAGUUGCACGGCUGCGAAUCUUGAUGCUUUUGUCUAAUUUUAAAAAAAAGUUUUAUGUAGUUUGAAGUUUUUGAGUUUUGAUUGGCACUCAGCUGUUACUAUAGACUCUAAAAUUUACAAGAAUCGUAGCUCUGAUGUUUUCUGUAAACUUCAGCUGCAAAGCUUCAAAACAAACUAGACCGAGAUAGUGUGAGAGAGAGAGAGAUUAUCAUUUAGUUUGAUAACAGAGAGAGAAAAGAGUCAUGGGCACCUCUUGAUGGUAUCUGAAAGGAAACAAUGGAAGGAGCUCCGUCAGAGGGAGGUUGUGAUGAAGGGAUAGCAUGAUUGACUCAUUGAUUGGCUUAUCAUUGAUCAGAGACUGUGUACUCUCUCAUGUGGCACAGCCAAUUGAAUCUAUACCAAACAAAGUUGAUAUUAAACCAUUCGUCUGCUCAUGUGUAAAAGCAGAUGACAAACUCUUCACUUUACCCCCCAAAAGAGGCGAAUCAAAGGUUUAUCAAAACAAAGAAGCAAAAGGAAGCUACAUGAUAAAUAUGAAACUUGAUGGCAUUGGACCACCUUCAGUAUCUAGGCCAAGCUAGCCUCAUCAGGAAGCCCGUCCCUUGUGGUUGAUCAGAUGAUUUUCUCUUCUAUAAGCCCGUCAUCAUAAAGCUAUUACCGGCCUCAAGUUGUGGGUUUUUUUCUGCGCAUGAUGACUCGUUUUUUAUUUUAUUUCUGGGAACAGUAUAGAUCUACUAGGUCAUUGUCUGAUGAAUAAACAUUACAUUUUAUUUCAUAUCUUUGCCUAUUAGUGCUGUGAAGAGUCUGUGUGUUUUACUCAGCUGUGGUUUCCCUUUAGAAGCUGGGUCGUGACCCCUCAGAUGAAGACUGCUUCUUCGACCUCCUCAGUAAAUUCCAGAGCAGCCGCAUGGAUGACCAGCGCUGCAAUCUUGAUGAACCACACAACGGAGAUAACGGAGAGGGUGCUGCGAACGCCAUGCCGUCCCUGAACGAGAGGAUAGGUUGGUGGAAAGCACUGUCCACAUCUAGUCUCUGUUAUAAAAACUGAUUCGAGUACCUCUAAUGGUGCUCUCGUCUCGCCUUCUAGAUCCUGCGAUAACGACUUCCCCACAGACUGAGGAGCUCUUCGACUUGAUUGCUAGCUCUCAGAGCCGCCGUCUCGAUGAUCAGCGGGUCAAUGUUGGGAAUCUUCCAGGCUUGAGGAUUACCCACAACAAUCUGGGACACUUGGUAGGUGAAGGGGAUCAUCAAGAACCCAGUGAUGACUUCUUCAACAUGCUCAUCAAGUGCCAGGUAAAAUCGACACGACAAGAACUCUGGGUCUCUCUCGAAUUUGUAAUUAUUAGUCUAAUAGAGCGUGGAGUAAUUAAUUUGUUCAUCUUUCCCACUGUAGUCCUCUAGGAUUGAUGAUCAGCGGUGCUCACCACCAGAGGCCGGCCCCCACGCCCCCACAGUGCCUGAUGAAGACUUCUUCAGUCUAAUCCAAAGGGUGCAGGCGAAGCGUAUGGACGAGCAGCGCGUCCAGCUGCCUGCAGACGACCAGGACAGCCCUCAGUCCCCUGAGCCAGACUCGCCUGGUGGUUUCUCUAGCUAGGACUUUGUGAAUUUUUACCGUAACUUCAUGUCAAAGAGAAUUAAAGCAGAGGGAAAGAACGAAGGAUGAGCCAAUAUUUAAAGACGGCACUGAAGGGUGAACUAACGACAUUUUUAAUAACAAGACAAAUUUAAUGUGCAAUAGGUGGUGCCCUGUUAAACGUUCGCUCGGUGUGUUUCGCUCUAUAUAUGUGUGUAAAUAUAACAGGAAAGCAGAAUUUCAGCUCGAUGGUGCGAGGUUAAAGAGGUUGAGUUCAGGGGACAUGAUAACAACAACAUGAAAUAGAUUUUUAAUCUAAUGCCUUAAUCAGCAUUUUUCAGACUCAAGAUUGUAUUCUGUGGAGUCAGAUGUGUUUUCUGGAAGCACACUGUGGGCAGGCAGUGUUAUACUGAUGAGUAACCUGGAAACUUUAAGCAGGCGUUACAAAAAUCACAGAAAUCAGAAAUAAAUUUAAAACUUCAGACAAAUUUGCACUAAAAGUCGAACUAUUUUCCUAAAGACUUGGAUGAUGAUGGAAAAAUUAGGGAUGCACUGCUGCAUCAGUUGAACGACGGUUUCAACCACUCUCUACGAUACAGGCGAUACGAAGCGAUGUGCCAUGAAACAUGUCAAAAGCCAAUGUUUCUUUUUAUCUUAUCCCUUCUUUAUUGCAUCAGAUUAGCGCUUGGAAGCUCAUUCACCCGACGUCUGAUUCAGAGAGGAGUUUUCUUUUUAAGUCAGAGGAAAUCAAGGUCUUCUGGACUUCUGAAGAAUUACAAAUAAGUAAUGCAAAAAAAAGAAGCAACCCAUGCAUCCGCUUAAUUCUAAAUUCAAAUAUUGAUUUUCACUCUCAUUGCUCUUAAUACAGCUUUUAUUAUUAUUCCAUUUUCAUUGAAAACUGAUGUAAUUGGUGCAGCAACAGUAUUAAGAGUUUCCAUUCAGUGUUUAACUGUCAAAUCAGUUUAACCCAUAGACUGUAUAUACUAUGGACAACUUGGUUCCGCCUUCCACCAGUAUACGGAUUUGAAGCCGAAAAGCUCUCAGUAUUUCCGCGAUUUUUCUCCAAUUCCUGAAACCAACAUUGCGCAGUAGCAAUGUGCGCAUUCAGCGGGAGAGUCGCAGAGAUGACACUCAGCAAUCUUCGUGCGCCCAUAGGCUGUAUCAGGUGUCAAUCAUAGAAAACAUGAACCCCCUAAUAACUUUUAAAAAUGGAGCUAAAGAGAAAAAAAAGGACUUGAGCACAAACCAGUCUUACAGUGACGACAUGUCAACAUCGCAACCAGGUGGGAGAAAAAUUUAUGUUCUGUGUAAUAAGUUUCUAAAGUUUGUCCAUGACGCCAUAGGGAUUGCUGGAGGAGGCAGGAUUUAUGACCUAAACUGCAGCCUGUCACCAUAGGGUCCUGUGGCAGACGCUGUUCAUUCUAUAUACAGUCUAUGGCUUAACCUCGCCACUGAUUGAUAAUUGAUUGAUAGAAAAAAAAAGUGAUUCUUUUAAAAUUAACAUAGAAAUCUGAACUUUUCUGUACAUCUAGAGUCUGGUCUCGACUGUACCUUUUUAUAAAGCAUCUUGGGAGAACAUUCGUCGUGAAUUGGUGCUGCAUAGAUACAGACUGAUUGCAUAUCUUCACACGGUAUGUAGGAUCCACGGUUAGUGAAACAACACAGCUGCUUUCUUCGACAUUCAAGGUUAGAGAGUCCUGGGAUAUUUUAAGCUUCGGUCAAUGUUUCUGCUUCGCUGCAUAAGUAACGCUACCUGCUGCCCGUGAUGUUCUCAACAUCUGAUAACAGACUAUUGCCUACUGCCAUUAUCACUGUCACUUUACAUAGAAAUAGAAGCAGAUGGACAAGGUGGUCAUCAUAUCUUGAAGAAUCUAAUACCGUGAGUGAUUCUGACCCACUAAUACUAGGUUGUGCUGCCUCCUUGUGGUUAAAAUCUUGUAGUGCUUCUAUUUAGUGAAUCAAACAUUCCCUCCUCUUGACCACACUUAAACACGGCAUAAUGACACAUCCCAAAAGAGACAAGUAUGUCUCUUCGCCCUGCUUUCAGUGACUAAAUUCAGCCAACACGGGCCAUUUAUGUGGAGAUGUUUGUGAAUAUUUUCAUAAAGGUUAAGGUGCAUCAUUAAAAAAAGGUCAAGUGCAGAAAGUACAUUUGGAUCGGUACAAAAAAAAAGUAUUCAACCUUUCUGUUGGGUUUGCUUUUUAUUGAGAAGUAGUGCAUACCUCAUUUUUGUACCUUAGUAUUCUGAACCAGGAUGGAUCAAGUUUCCAGUUUCUAUGUUUGAUUCAUCUACCUUUGAUUAAAAAAAAAAAAAGACAUUGGGAGCUAAAGUUAAUAUUUCCUUUCUUUUGUUUUUGUGAAUUAACAUUUUUAGACAGUUCUCGGUACGCUUCUUUUUGUCUCUGUCAUAAUUUGUACAUAUAAAUAUAUUUUGUAUUUAUGUUCCAUUUGAGGGCAUUGACAUGUCCCUUCAUGCUUUUAAUAAAAUGUUUCAGAUGUUA
This is a messenger RNA of Xyrichtys novacula (pearly razorfish), 29226 nucleotides long. NCBI's taxonomy places the organism in Eukaryota, Metazoa, Chordata, Actinopteri, Labriformes, Labridae. The record is from the annotation of a GenBank genome assembly.